Messenger RNA from Archocentrus centrarchus (flier cichlid), 2313 nucleotides. RefSeq lists its product as uncharacterized. Gene Ontology annotation, molecular function: protein binding. The transcript has 12 exons. The coding region runs from base 34 to 2313 and encodes 759 amino acids. The record is from RefSeq and is a predicted model, not a curated record. NCBI's taxonomy places the organism in Eukaryota, Metazoa, Chordata, Actinopteri, Cichliformes, Cichlidae.
GUGAACGAUGACCACCGAAGGCCUAACUGUAAGAUGAAAACAGUUGAAGUUGAAGGGAUACCACAUCUUUGCCUGUUUGCCCUCCGAGACAUUGAACCAGGAGAAGAAAUAACUUAUAACUACGGAAAAGCUGAUUGGCCUUGGCGCAAGAUGGACAAAUCUUCUACCCCUGAAGUCAGCAAUCAAACUGGCAAUGAUGAACACCGCCAUCAGGACAAAUCCACCCCUGAAGUGAGCAACCAAACUGGCAAUGAUGAACACUGCGCUCAGGACAAGUCUUCUACCCCUGAAGUCAGCAACCAAACCGGCAAUGAUGAACACCGCCAUCAGGACAAAUCUUCUACCCCUGAAGUCAGCAACCAAACCGGCAAUGAUGAACAUCACGAUCAGGACAAAUCUUCUUCCCCUGAAGUCAGCAACCAAACUGGCAAUGAUGAACACCGCCAUCAGGACAAAUCUUCUACCCCUGAAGUGAGCAACCAAACUGGCAAUGAUGAACACCGCCAUCAGUCACGGUUAACCAAGCUGCGGCAGCAUCAUGAGAAAUGCCUGAAACGUCACAGAAUGGCAGCGGAGGAGCAUAAUGCUAAAGAAAAACAUUACACCAUGAUUUUAAUGAAACGUGCAAAACUAGCACAGGAACUGGCAAAACUGGAUGCUCUUCUAAAAUCCCAGCCUGAAAAUACUACUGACAUGAGUUCUCAGCAUGAUAUUCAGCCACUACCUUCAUCUGAUAGUUCCUUCUUGGAGGAAUUAAGGACCAGCGAAAGAUUGGAAAAAGAGCAGCAGGCAAGAGUUCCUUCUGUAUUUUCCACAUCACCAAUUCAACCUGAAAAUUGCUCUGUUGAAUACUUAAAAAAGAGGCCAUCAAGACAAAAACAGGUCUCUACAUAUACAGAAACAUCUUUUGAUGAAUCUGAUUACACAGACUAUAGUGAUGCUGAUUAUAUUCCAGACUCUGAAGGAAGUUCCUCUCAGAAAGACGAAGAUGUGCCUCUUAAUCCAAUUGCAAAGAAGCCUCUGCCUUCUCUGCGAUACCCCCAUUUAUCGCCAUCAAAACAAGAUAUUUCUUCAGAAAUUUCAGUGAAUAGAAAUGUUACCAUUAGUCCUAAGAAGAAGAUCUCUGAAACUCCAAGAAAGAGAAGGUUCUUAUCCCAAAGUGCAACAAAUAGCAAUGAAAGUACACCAAAGAAAAGCAGAGUUGAAGAGAUUUCGGACUCAAUCAGAGUGUUACCACCUUUAAAGUCUGGAAAUCGCCGUGUGUAUAAUAAGAGAAACUAUUGUCUGUAUUGUCUCCAACCCACAUCAAAACUUGCACGACACCUGGAGGCUGUACAUAAAAAUGUAGAAGAGGUUGCUCUUGCCUUUCAAUAUCCCAAAAAUUCAAGAGAGAGACGCAAUAGGUUGAACAUGCUUAGAAGACAUGGAAACUUUGCCCAUAAUGCCAGUGUGGUCAAGAGGGGAGCCGGUGAGCUCCAGGCCUGCUAUAGACCAAGGAAAUCCAGGGGUGCCAUUGAUUUCAUUCACUGUUAUCACUGCCAAGGACUCUAUGCUAAGAAAACACUGUGGAAGCACAUGAGAAGAUGCCCAGCAAAGAAAGAAAGUAAUGAAGACUCCAAGAAUGGGAAGCAGAGAGUUCGAUCCAAAUGUGCACUGAAAACUGCUGUUGCUCGUGACAUUGGAGAGGGUUUGAAAACUGUUAUUUCCUGUAUGAAAUAUGAUGAAAUUACUCAAUUAAUUCAAAAUGACCAACUUCUUCUGCAGUUUGGACAGCACCUGUAUGAUCUGAAUGGCUCAAGAAAGAACAGACAUGACUACAUAAGGCAAAGGCUUAGGGAACUUGGGCGACUGCUUCUUACGACUCGGAAGAAUACUGCCAUUCAAAAGGCAGAGGAACUGAUUUAUCCUGCGAACUUCAAUCAUUUGAUAUCUGCAGUGAAAGAGUUGGCUGGGUACAAUCCAGAGGGAAAUACCUUCCAGAAACCUUCCUUGGCUCUAAAAAUUGGCAACAAUCUGGGAAUUAUCUCUGAGCUUGUUGAGACUGACAACUUGUCCUCAGAAGACGGAGACCCAAGCCUUGUGCAAUUUGCCCGAGAAUUUAGGAUGAUCAAAAAUUUUAGAUGGAAGGGACUGAUCACCAGAGGUGCAACAACAACUAUGAAGGAGUCCAAGUGGAAUGCACCACAGAUUUUACCUUUGACAGAUGAUGUCAAAUGUUUGGAUAGUCAUAUGGAGACUGUUAAAGCUGGUGCUGAAAAAGUACUGAGAUUGACGCCCACUACAUAUACCACUAUGCAAUGCUUGCCAAAGUAA